This is a messenger RNA of Psylliodes chrysocephalus, 4194 nucleotides long. The record is from the annotation of a GenBank genome assembly. NCBI's taxonomy places the organism in Eukaryota, Metazoa, Arthropoda, Insecta, Coleoptera, Chrysomelidae.
CGCGCAUUAAGCGCAUACUGUGCGCAGUGGUUGCUUUGUGUUCUCCGAAGCGAGACAGAUACAUACCCGUCUCCUACGAAGAACAGAGAUAGAACAACAGUUAAAAGUAGAAAACCAAUAUGGCGAAAAUCAAGUGAUGGUAUUUUGUCCACUUUCGGUCAAAAAAGUGCGAUUUUCUCAUCGAUAGAUACAAAAUUAACCGCGAAUGAUGGUGAUAAGGUGCGACUGGACGUAAACGCUAACGAAAAUCGUUGUUUUUGUUUUUCUAUUUUUAUUUGUAUUCGUCUAAAGUGACAAUGUAUGUCGUGAUAGUCGCGAGUGGCCCUUAGUAAAAGUGCUAUUUGGAUUUAAUUUUAUUCCUUUUCGAUAAAAUAUGAAUACUGGUCUAUCUGGGGAUAAUAUUUACGACUUUAAUUCGGAAGAAAAUUCUGCAAAAUGGAAAGGCCUCCUGACUGCUGCAUUAAAAAAAGUGUUAGAGCAAGUACAUCCUUCUCUAGGAGCAAGGGAAGAAGCCUUAGAAUAUGUGGAAAGUCUAUGCCUGCGUCUUCUUGCUAUGCUUUGUGCAAAACCAAGUCCGCACACUGUACAGGAUGUUGAAUUCAGGGUACAAAAUACAUUUCCUACGCCAAUUGACAAAUGGGCAUUAAAAGAAGCUCAAGAGGCCCUUGAGAGGGGCAAGAAAAAGUCGGUAUUGCAGUUGCCUGUUGACAAAAUCCAUUCGUUGCUACAGAAGGAGCUUUUGCUAUACAAAGUUGAUUCGACAGUGUCGCUAUUUCUAGUGGCAGUUUUAGAAUACAUCUCUGCCGACAUAUUAAAAUUGGUAGGAAAUUACGCGAAAAAUAUUAAACAUGUAGAAAUCACCUAUCAAGAUGUGCAGAUCUCUAUGAAAGUGGACAAGGCUCUUAUGGAUAUGUUCUACCAGGAUGAAGGUGGAGGUACUAGUAGUUUAAACGAAAAUCCGGUAAUGUUAUCAACGGCACCCAGAACUAGUUUAACCUAUGAAGAAACUGUUCGAGAACUUAUCGCCUCAGAAAAAGCUUAUUUGAAAGAACUACAUAUGUUAAUCAAAGUAUUUAGGGAGGAAAUAAUAAAAUUGAAACCCGGUCCGCAAGACAUAGAAAAAAUAUUUUCGAAUAUCAUGGAUAUUUACGAAUUGACGUAUACUCUGUCUGGUAGUUUGGAAGACGUGCGGGAGAUGGCGCAGGAGAAAAUGCCGUACAUUGGCAGUUGUUUUGAAGAAUUGGCCGAAGCCGCCGAAUUCGACGUAUACAUAAAAUACGCUCGCGAUGUAACAUCACCAAGUUGUCGAGAAACUCUAAAUUCGUUACUUUCGGCGCCCGGACGUCCAGAGCGCACUCAAUACGGCCGGUCAGGGCAUGCCGCUGGCUCUAAAAUACUACUUACCCAGCUCUUCUGAUGGGUCCAAUAUGGCAUUGUUUCUCGUAUUUGGAUUACAUCAAGUUCCUGAGGAAUCUAUCGCCUUCCAGUGAGGAUAAAGAGACUUUAACACAAGUAGAGGGAUUGUUGAAACCGUUACAAAUUACUUUAGGUAAUUGUGGGGCCCAGUCAAACGCUGCCGAGGAGCUCGGCGCCUCUGCCUCAGACCAGAGCGAGGCGACAAGCGGCUUUGUUGAAAAUUCAGGAUCUGGAAAAGAUCGUGGAAAAUUGGGAUUCGAGGGAUUUGGGCCAAUGCUGUAACGAGUUCGUUAGAGAAGACACUUUGGUCAAAGUGGGUAACAAUAAAAGACUGACGGAUAGACGCGUGUUCCUAUUUGAUGGUUUGAUGAUACUGUGUAAGCCUAAUUCUAGAAGACAGAGUUCAGUUCACCAUCAAAACUACCCCGAAUGCAGGCUCAAAGAACGAUUUUUCAUAAGAAAAGUGGAAAUAAUCGAUCAUCAGGACACCGACGAGCUUAAACACGCCUUCGAAAUAUCUCCCAGACAGACACCGUCUGUCAUUCUGUGUGCCAAAUCCGGCGAAGACAAGAACUCUUGGAUGGCCGAUCUGGUCAUGCUCAACAACAGGUCCAUGUUGGAGAGAGUUUUGGAUAGCAUCCUAUCGGAUAUAGAAAGGAAGCAUCCAUUGAAACUGCCUCCUCCGUCGCUGUAUAAAUUCGCAGAACCGGAUUCUAAAGAUAACAUAAUACUCGAACAAAGAGAAAAUGGUGGAGUUCCUCUAAUUAAAGGCGCAACUUUAUACAAACUCGUUGAAAGACUGACUUAUCACAUUUACGCCGACCCAAAGUUCGUCAGAACUUUCCUAACCACGUACAGAAGCUUCUGCUCUCCCACGGAACUGCUGGAUCUGUUGAUAGAACGGUUCCAGAUACCCGAUCCUUCACUAGUAUACGAACAAGAUUGUUGCGAUAGCGACAAAAUGCAGAAGAGCAGUCAAAGGGAGGAUUGGAAGAAGUACAGGAAGGAGUAUUGCCAACCGGUGCAGUUCAGAGUAUUAAAUGUGUUGAGGCAUUGGGUGGACCAUCAUUUUUACGAUUUCGAAAGGGAUCCUAAUCUGUUGGUGAAACUUCAAAAUUUUUUGGAUUCCGUGCAUGGAAAAAGUAUGAGGAAAUGGGUGGACAGUGUGAUCAAGAUCGUUCAAAGAAAGAUGGAAAACGACAACCAAAGGCACAUAAAAUUCGCCUUUGAUGAACCUCCGCCGCCGAUCGAGAAACAUAUCAACUGUUCCGAGGACGAGUACGGAAUUUUGACGCUCCAUCCGGUGGAGAUCGCUAGGCAACUAACCAUUCUAGAAUUCGAUUUGUAUCGAACGAUUAAACCUUCGGAAUUGGUUGGAUCUGUUUGGACCAAAAAGGAUAAGCAAACUUCUAGUCCGAAUUUGUUGAAAAUGAUCAAGCAUACUACAAAUCAUUUUUUGGAAACCUUAAAUCCAUUCGGAGACAUCAACGACACCGAAAUAAGCAACUACUUAUACCAAAAAUCACUGGAAAUCGAACCGAGGCGAUGCCGGAUCGUACCGAAAUUUCCUAGAAAAUGGCCGCACUUAAAUUUGAAGAGCCCCGGCAUUAAGACCGUCAAAAUAGUAAAGAAUGUUCCAAACGCUGUCGCAAACACCAUAAAUCAAACGUUGAGUUCGACUCUAAAAAGCGACGAUUCGAAAAGUGAAGAUUCUUCAAAGUCCGAGAAUGAUUUCAGUGUGUUUGCACCAGGCGCUGAAUUCAAAUUUCACAUCGAAAAUGACCCUCUGAACACCUGGUGCACCGGAACGUGGACGCGGACAUCAUCUCCGCCUCAGAGGUACAGUCACAACAGUCAGAGUUCUACUGGUGGUCCGAACAGUCCUGGUCCGCACAGUCCGGUGUCUCCUGGGCCGCAUCUGCCUAUCGAACCUAUUAGUCCUCGUUUGUCGUCGAAUCCGCCUCCCACUCCGCCGCCUUUGCCUCCGAGGAGGAGAAGGGAUAGUACGGAAAUAAGUUCGCCUCAACAAAUGAAACAGGCGCCAGACGCUCCCAUUCUGCCUCCGCGAGACGUCUCCUUACCCUUCAGAGAUUGUUCUCCGCCUCCUCUACCACCGCGAAGGGAACCCGGGGCGUCUCCUAGCGCUCACUCCCAUUCCCACUCGCAUUCUCAUUCCUUCUCGCAUCACUCCGUAAACGCAUUACCGAAUUUGGGACCCAACACGCUUCCGAGAUUGCAUCCCACCAGCACUUCGCAGUUACACAUGAGAAGGCACGCAUCCCUGCAUCCUCAACCCGGGCAACAUGCCGCUCAUCACAACGGAGGGACCAGCAUACCAUUAUCAGCUCAACCGCCGAAUAUCUCGCCGAGAUUCAUGCCGGAAGCGGCACCUAGUCAAGCGACGCCUCAACUACCCCCAAGACCGGCCGUCAGAUCAGCAGGUCUAGCGUGCGGAACCAUGUUUCAAUAUCCCACUACGACAACAACUUAGGUCUCGUAUAAAAUGUAAAAUAAAAAAAGUUACGACUCUUUUGAAAAAUCGAGAAAAAUUUUUUUCAAAAAAAAAAAAAACAGAUUAUUUCAUAAUUUACAUUGUUUGGAGUUAUAUUCGAGGAUACUGAUAGGUAGAUUUUUGGGUCAUUAAAAUAGUUAGGUAUUUAGUAUUUUGGUGUGUAAAGUGGAAUCAGAAGAAUCAGAAGUAUUGUUUUUAGUACAGUAUUCUUUAUUUUAUAACAUACUUUACUUUGUAAUAUACCCCGGAUACCUGGUGCGCCCAAA